AGCUUUCAUUUACUAUUGCCUAUCGUGUAGGUAGUCCGUAUGUUCAUCAUUGUGCGAGAAGCCUCGCAGAGAAGGGGCUGAUUGCAUCCUUGUGGAGUUUGGUAGGUUUGAAGUUCGUAGUUGAUAACAACUUUUGCUAUGUAGAGUGGGUAGGAUUUCAAAAUGGUUUUCAGAGGUUGUCUAGGAUCUUACCCUUGACAAAAGCACGGAAAACUGGGACAAGUCCAAAUUCACACUACCAAUGAUGAAGUGAAGAUCGCCAACUAUCCCCCAUUACCAGCGACGGCACAAGCUUGCAACAGAGGUUGACAAGUCUAGCAGGACUAUAGCCAAGCCUUGGCCAGUGUGAUCCUUGUGUGCACACAGACAAGAGGCGGGCACGGGAACCGACCUGUUCCCGUCACGCCGAUAGAGACUCCACCAGCUUAUGCAUAAGGGCUUAAUUCUGUUGAGCUCUACCGGAAGUCUCCAGGAUUGUUGGGGGCGGCGUCCACUUGAAGCUGGUGGUUAAGCUGUGGGAAUGUAGAGUCGUCGUCAGUUGUGAGCUGAGAGACGAUUCCUCAACGGAGUUCUGGCCUCGUUGUGAGUGGACUCAGCUCGAAGCCAUGGCUCUGUCGAAGCUGAUGAUGUUGCUGUUGCUGGCGCUGAUAAGCUGCAGCUGCAUGAUACGGGGUUGUGGAGCUGGUAGGCCAUUGAGCAUCAGGAACACUUUCACGCCGUUUCAGUACUCCAAGUUUCAGAAGAGUUUCUUUGUGGCGUGGUCGGAAUCCAAUGUGGCGGCUGUGGAUGGCGGCCACACGCUUCAGCUGAGCCUCGAUAGGCAAUCAGGAACGGCUGUAUCGUCCACAAGCAAAUACUUGUACGGCUACUUCCGAGCCUCGAUUAAGCUGCAUUCUGGCAACUCUGCAGGCACUGUUACAGCUUUUUAUCUUUCGUCUCAGGGCCACAACCACGAUGAAGUAGAUUUUGAGUUUCUUGGCAACGUCACCGGAGAGCCUUAUGUUCUGCAAACAAACGUGUAUGCCAACGGAAUCGGCAACCGAGAGCAGCGGAUAUUUCUAUGGUUCGACCCCCGCUCCGAGUUUCAUACGUACAGCGUCAUCUGGAAUCACAAAUCCAUCUCGAUGUACGUGGACGACAUGCUAAUCAGGGUGUUCCAAAACAACGAAGCGCACGGCCAGCCUUACUUGAGCAAGCAGCCCAUGGGCGUGUAUUCUAGCAUCUUCGACGCCUCGAAUUGGGCAACACGCGGUGGCCUCGACAAGAUCGACUUCAACAAUGCCCCAUUCCAUGCCCACUACGCCAACUUCACCAUGGACUCCUGCGUGGUCAAUGAGACGGUGACCACCUCGGUCGCCGAUCCUUGUGUAGCUCCCACCUCAACCGAGUGGUGGAACGCGGAGUGGUUUCAAUCCAUACCCGCCAACCGCGUCGGCCAGAUGCAAUGGGUGAAUCACAACUUCAUGGUUUACGAUUACUGCACCGACAAAGAGCGGUUUCCCGUUGCUCCCUUCGAGUGUGCGGCGCCGAUCGUGUAGACCCAAUUGCAGGUACAUGCUUUUCUAUGAUUUGUACUCCACCACGUCCUUACGCAUCGUACUAAGAAUCGUUUUGGGUCGACGAGAUGGACAUCGGCCUCCCGAUCGAGAUUGCCUAGGCGAUUCCGUUGCGGUGGCGGUGGCGGUGCGGAGACACACUCUAAAUUGAUUUUAGGAUAUAAUUGUUUGAAAUAAGUUGGUAUGUCAAACUCAAGUUAUUAAGUUGUACCUUAUUGUACUGUUCAAUAGAUUUUUAUUAGAUUGUUAGUAUUUUUUAUUCUAAUUCUCUUGUAGUAAGAGUAAAACUUGUAUCGAAUUCAUAAGUUGAUGUAUUCAAGAGUGAUUGUGAUAAUGUAUUAAUGUAACAUUUACAAUAUUGCAAAUUGUGAUGCUUUGAGCAUUCGUUUUAAAUUU
Messenger RNA from Physcomitrium patens, 1952 nucleotides. The record is from RefSeq and is a predicted model, not a curated record. NCBI's taxonomy places the organism in Eukaryota, Viridiplantae, Streptophyta, Bryopsida, Funariales, Funariaceae.